AUGCGUCGCAUCACCUCUGUCUUUGUCCCUCGUCGCCCAGAGAGAUCCGAGUCUGCUCCAGCUGCGGCUCCUCCUACCCCCCUCCCCGUCUCCACCAUCGCCCCUCCCUCUGACGAGCACACCCCCCGUGCUCGUCCCCGCACCAGAGACUCCACCCCAAAACAACCACUUCGCCCUCGCCCUCGCUCCAUCCUCUCCCUCGGCCUCUCCCGCAAGGGCACCGCUGGCACCAUCUCCAGCAACGACCACACCUCCUCCUCUGCCUCCUCCAUAACCGGCCCUCCCACCCCCGACGAUGAGGGUCGCAGCUCCAGCAGGCCUCGCAGCAUCUUCUUCUUUUCCGACAAGUCCUCCUCUGUAGAUCCCCCCGUCGUCCCCGCUCAGCCCGCCUACAUCCCUGCUCCUCGCAAAGAUGAGGACAUGUUCGCGGACAGCGCAGAGAGCGAGUCCUUUGAAAAUGAGGAGCUCCUCCCCCCUCCCCCUCGCACCCGCAUCGCCCAGAGCCAGGUCCAACCUGCCGCCCUUGUCUCUCCUCCCCCCGCACCCAUCCAGUCAUUCACCCCCGCAUCUUUUACACGUGCACUCGCCUUGAACAGCCUCCACCCGUCCUUCUCUCCCCCGCCCCACCUCCUCCUCCCCGGUGUCCCUCUCUUUCCCCGCUCUUGCAACUAUGCAAAGCAUCUUCCCACCUCGCACUCCCCCGACAAGCUCCUCCCCCAGCUCUUCCACAAGCGCAUCCUCCGUCGUCUCGCUCACCCCCUCAGCAUCGCAGACAAGCACGAUCUCUCACGCUAUGCAGGCCGGCAUAGACCACCUGCUCCAAAGGCCCUCAGGCUUCGUCUCGACGACACUGCCAUCGCCACCAUCGGUGUAGAUGCUCGUCGAGUCUCCAAACUCAGCGCCGGUCUCCGCCGCUGGGUCGAUCGCCCAUGCUUCGAGGACCGUCUCGUCGUUUAUCUCCCUGCCGAUGCAGAGAUCGACCCCAGCACGAUCGUCUCCCAAGUCCAGCGCGAUCUCGUGGGCGUCGUCUGCACCCGUGUCUCGGGCACCGGUCACGGCGUCGCCUCCAUCGAAUACAGCCAGACUCUCGAGCUGCUCGCUGGCGUCCACGACACAGACGCGGACGCUCUUCUUCUUGGCUUCGCCGAUCCUCACCUACUGGGCCCGAUGCCGGAUGUGGCCACGGACGUUGUGCUUCACAAGGACCCUGCACAGGAGCAGUUUCGCCGUGCGGUUCUCCCAGAGACGCCGUCACAGGACCAAGGACUGCUGCAUGCCAUACAUGCGUCCCCGGCGUGGGGGACUGCCCCUGCACUCGACGUGGACAUUACCUCUGGCAGCAUCGCUGGCUUCUUCGACGAGGCAAUGGCUGGCGCAUCCGCGAACAAGAUGUUCUCGCCUCCCAUGAUGACCCCCCCGCUGUCGCUCACUCCGUCGUCUAUGAGUCCCGCGUCCUCUGGCCCACCUACACCCACAGGCAACCUCCCUGCCGCUGUCGCUGCCGCCGCGUUUCUUCCGCCUGUCCCUGCACCUCAGACACCAGGUGCCCCCUCCCCCUCCCCUCGCCUGCAGCCGUACAAAGCAGUGCCGUCUCCCUUGCGCAUCGAGCAGAAUGUGAACCUUCCCAACCCGUACUCGCCCUCUAUGGACCGAAGCUCGAUCAGCUCAAUCGAUUCGGAUUCCUCGACGUCUUCGGCGCCCCUGCCCACGAACACCAGUCGGAGCACCUCCACGGCUACGCUCAGGCUUCCCCCGCCAUCGCGGCCACUGCCCUCGUCGCCACAACGGGCCGUGCGGUUUGCCGAGUCGUCGCCGGGCAGGAAGGACAAGGGGCGUGCGCAGGAUGAGGACGAAGAUGACUUGUCCGAGGCGGAGCGUCGUGAUGGUGUUCCCGCAGAAUACAUCCAGCGCAUCAAGCAACAGCGGGCGGAAAAGGCCCGCUUCCUCGAGGCCGAGCGUUCUCGCCGGACUCAGAUGGAGGAGCAGCAGCGCCGCGCGGACCGCGCGCGGCAGGAGGAGGAAGAUCGGCUGAGGCUAGAACGUGAGCGCGAGCGUAGGGAGAGAGACGAGGAGCGCAGGAAGCACAUGUAUGCGGAGGAGGUUGCCGCUGCGCGGAAUCGGCGCGAGAGCACGCGCUUCGUGCACCCCUCGAUGUCUGGCGUGAACGGGACGGGCGGGCUGGAGGAGUGGGAGCGCCAGAAACGACAGAAGGAGAGAGAAAGGGACUCGUCGACAUACACGCGCCCGGUUUACGACGCGCGCAGGCAGAGCGAGCCCGGCGCGCGCUCGACUCGGAAUGCGUCCCCCGCGCCUCCCGUCCCGCCGCUGCCGGCUUCGUCCCCCGCCCCAAGUGGCAGCAACAGUCUCAACGACAAUCAGCGCGGCGCCUCCCAGCAGUCGCAUCUUUCUCCGCACCCUGCGACGCUCACUCCCAACGCACGCUCGUCUUCCGUCCCCGAUGUUAGAUCGCGCGACCAACGUAGCGGCAGUGUCGGUUCGGCGAAUCGUGUGUCGAUGAUCUCUGAUGGAGACGGGCGCGACCGGACAUCUUCGUUUUCGUCCUCGUCGAUGUGGAACAUGAAUCGCAUGAGCAUGCACAUGGGCAUGAUGCACCCUAUUCCCGUCGCCGUCCCUGUCCCGAUGCCCGUGCCUGUUCCCGUUCCCAUGCCGUACCGUAUGCACACUGGCAUGGAGCCUCUCCUACCGCCUGCGCCGCCCUUCGUCACGCAGGAUUUCGGGUAUCGUCCGCCCUCGCAAGGCCAACGCCACAGCCCCAGCCACGAGAAGGGCCGCAGUUCCGGCCACGGCCACGGCGAGGUCGGAGCCAAAGCAGCCUCGUGCACACAGCUCGUCCCCGACCAGCAAACACUUCUCGCGCAGCGCCGUGCCGCCCAGUGCUAG
This is a messenger RNA of Fibroporia radiculosa, 2901 nucleotides long. RefSeq lists its product as uncharacterized. Lineage: Eukaryota; Fungi; Basidiomycota; Agaricomycetes; Polyporales; Fibroporiaceae. The transcript has 3 exons. Bases 1 to 2901 code for a protein of 966 amino acids. The record is from RefSeq and is a predicted model, not a curated record.